This is a messenger RNA of Naegleria gruberi, 1131 nucleotides long. RefSeq lists its product as uncharacterized. NCBI's taxonomy places the organism in Eukaryota, Heterolobosea, Eutetramitea, Acrasida, Naegleriidae. The record is from RefSeq and is a predicted model, not a curated record. The transcript has a single exon. Bases 1 to 1131 code for a protein of 376 amino acids.
AUGUCGGAAGAGGUAAAGAAGAGAAUGGAAAAUAUUAGGAGGAAGAAGAGGAAAACAUUACCAUCAUCCAAUUUGCAAAUUAUUGAAUAUUUGGUGAAUGAAGAAUUAUUUCUAAAACAUGUGAUGAAUGUGGAGAGUAUUGGAAAACAAAUGGUGGAUAUUCAUAUUACAAGUAAUCAUCAAUUACGGAAUUGUGAAAAUAAUAACAAUAAUUUGAAUCUAGUAAAUAGUCCUUCGUCAAAUAUUGAAAAUAACAUAAUGAUGAUGGAAGAACAAGUGAAAAUUGAUAUGGCUGACAGUGUCAUCGAACAUUCCUGUUCUGCAACUGAUGAAGCCUAUUUUUUAAAUAUUUGGAUAGGAGUUUCACAAUUAGAAUAUCCUUGUAAAAAGUUAAUUACCAAUACUUUGUUUAGAGGGAAUUUAAUAGGAGUCAAUCAUCCUUUUAUUAUUAUUGGACCUUACAAGAUAGAUUGGAACGAUUCAAGUUUUGUCAAAUUAAAAUGUGACAUGUUUAGAGCUGCAUCCGCUGUAAUGUGUUACCAAUAUCAUACAAUUAGAGGCAGAGAAAAUGUAAAGAAUGCAAUCACAACUAUUGCAACAGUGUGUACUUAUUGGAACAGCUACAAACAAUUUGCCAAGCUCUCCUGUAAUUGUCAUCACUUUAUCAAGUAUUUAUUGAAAGAGUUGAGUAUUGAAGAUGAUUUCACUCAAACACAUCCAACUCUUGUCUAUAUUCUCGAUAGGAUGAAAUUGGUAAAGCAUGAAAGAAUUAUACCAUGGAAAUUUCAAUCAGAUAAUGGUGCACGAAUGGAUUUCAUCAAAACAGUUAAAGAUAAUGGUAUUGUAGUAUCUUGUACUCCAAACCAAGAAUAUUUAGAAUUCAUUGUAAACAAUCUGAACCAAUUGAAAUUACUACACAACCUAUUUGAUUCCCAUAAGAAAUCCACAACCUUUGAAACAGAAGAACUCGAGCACGUUAAUGAAAUUGAUUGUUGCAUUGAUUCCUAUCUAAGAGGGUAUCAGCUCAGAAACCAAACCAUGAAGCCAUUGGAUUAUUCUCAAAUUAAUCAAUUUACUUCUCAGUCUCAACAAUUGGAAUAUCCUCUAUUGAAUGGCUUUUUUGAUUGGUAA